UCAGAGGAAACCGGAAGUGGCGGACUCGUCGCUCGCGCAUCAAAACAAAAACACAUCUGUCCCUCGCUGUCUGUUCUGACCGUUAAAGCCACGUGACCGACAUGGAGGAGUAGAACGCGCGGACAGCUCGCGCUAGCUUCAAUACCCUAGCUUAGCUUAGCCAGUUAGCUCAGCUAGCCCCUAGCUUUCCCGUCCAUGGCGUCCCCGGCGGGGCUCCAGCCGCUCGGCCCGGAUCGCGCCGCCUCAUCCUCCGGCGGCGGGAGGCCACCCCUCCGGCCCCAGCAGCCGCACGCGGGUCCCUCCGCGCCGCGCUGCCUGAUGGUGGAGUCGGUGGACGACGCGGAGGGUCUGUACGUGGCGGUGGAGCGGUGCCCGCUGUGCAGCACCUCCCGCCGCAGGCUGACCUGCGCCCGCUGCGUCAAGGCCGGAGACUUCGUGUCCCUGGACGGGAGGAACGCGGAGAGAUACACUGAAAAGUUGGAGCGACUGAAGAAGCUGAAGGAGGAAAAGGAGCAGCUACAACAAAGAGUUCUCCAGGACAUGGACAGAAAGCAGCAGGCAGAUAAGAUGAAAUGGAAGAUCAUGUCGUGUAAGAUGAAGAUCGAGCAGCUGAAGGAGGCGGUCGCCGGGGGCAACGCGGAGGUAAAGGGUGAUAAGGAGCUCCUGCUGCGCUGCCAGGAGGAGAGCCAGCGGCUGCAGCGUCGGGCCGGACGGCACCAGGAGAAACGGGACAAGAUCGAGCGCCACAACGGGCGCCUCGGGGACCUGCUGGAGAGACGCAGCCGGGAGCUGCAGGGACGCCUCGGACAACUGGCGGCUCUGAGACGAGACCACAUCCUGGAGCUCACCACCCACAUCUUCCACACGCAGGAGGACAAGCAGGGCAGCAGAGACCCCGCAGACGUGGUGGCGGAGUGCGACCCUGCGUUGACCUCCAGCACAGUGAGCGAGCUGGCCGAGGCCCGGAGGACCACCUACCUGUCGGGCCGCUGGAUCUGGGACGACCAGAACGGAGAGACCAGCAUCAGCAUCACGGGACCUCCCGUCACCUUGCCUAGCAACGGGGACUGCUCCGCCUACUACAGCUGGGUGGAGGAGAAGAGAACCAAUCAGGGCCCAGAGCUGGACCACAUCAACCCGGCCCACACCAUCAGCGCUGCUCUCUGCUACGCCACGCAGCUCGUCACCAUCCUGUCCCACAUCCUGGACGUCAACCUGCCCAAGAAACUCUGCAACAGUGAGUUCUGUGGAGAGAACCUCAGCCGGUACCGCUUCACCAGAGCCCUGAGCAAACUCAACACCAACAUCCUCCACCUGUGCUUCUCCCAGCACGUAGACAGCGAGAAGCUCCACCCACAUCACACUCUGAGGAACAUCAUGUUUCUGGUGUCCCCCGACAACACCAACCUGGGCAGAACGGGUCCGUUUGAGGUGAGCGCCGACCUGGAGGAGUCAAUGGAGUUCGUGGAGCCGGAGGCCGCCGGACCAGCAGAGGAGAGCGGAGACGAGGCAGUGACGGACGAGGAGACGGACCUGGGGACGGACUGGGAGACUGUGCCGAGUCCUCGGUUCUGUGACAUCCCAUCGCAGUCCAUGGAUCUUUCCCAGAGUGCAUUGCAAGUGUCGCAGCCCUCUGCUAACGCUGGAGGGAUGAUCUCGUCUGCCGCCGCCUCCGUCACCUCCUGGUUCAGAGCUUACACCGGCCAGCGCUGAGCCGCUGGAGGCCGGGCCUCCUGCAGGUCUCAGACUUUGGACUAAGGUCAGAGGUCAUCGGCUGUACGAGGAUGUCAAUAUCCAGUCAGACGAUAAUGUCCUGUGUGAGGUGUCCCGUGGCCUCUACAGGAGCAGGUGGGUCAGAACCGAGGGUGAAACGCAUGAGUGGAGUUUAAAUAUUUAAGUGUAGAGACGAGAACUUGUGUGUUCUUCUUUCAAAGGAACAAAGUGUGUUUUAAAGUUUGUGUAUUAAAACAAUUUAAAAUAAAAUCCUGUUUCUUGGACAUUGA
This is a messenger RNA of Gasterosteus aculeatus aculeatus (three-spined stickleback), 2003 nucleotides long. It is a transcript of the gene atg14, whose product is annotated as autophagy related 14. Gene Ontology annotation, biological process: cellular response to starvation; autophagosome assembly; autophagosome membrane docking. Gene Ontology annotation, molecular function: phosphatidylinositol 3-kinase regulator activity; protein-membrane adaptor activity. Lineage: Eukaryota; Metazoa; Chordata; Actinopteri; Perciformes; Gasterosteidae. Gene Ontology annotation, cellular component: extrinsic component of omegasome membrane; phosphatidylinositol 3-kinase complex, class III; extrinsic component of phagophore assembly site membrane. The record is from RefSeq and is a predicted model, not a curated record.